Molecule: messenger RNA, 360 nt
Organism: Fusarium tjaetaba
Lineage: Eukaryota; Fungi; Ascomycota; Sordariomycetes; Hypocreales; Nectriaceae
Product: thioredoxin 1
Exons: 1
Coding region: 1-360 (119 amino acids)
Source: RefSeq, a predicted model, not a curated record
AUGCCCAUCACCACGAUCCACAGUCAGUCUGAGUUCCACGACCUUAUUCAAAGACACCGUUUCGUCAUCAUCUUCGCAACAGCAACAUGGUGCGGCCCCUGUCAAUCCAUCAAACCGUUCUUUGAAAAACACGCCAACGCCUCGAAUUAUGACCCUGAGAAACUUGCCUUUGCCCAGUUCGAUACCGAUGAAAUUCCAGCCCUUGAUGCCGAGCUCGGAAUUCGCUCAAUUCCCGAAUUCUUCCUUAUGGAAAAUGCAGAGCGAGUUGAUAACCUUUCUGAGGCUAACCCCCCAGCUCUUAAAAAAUUAGUCGACUUUUGCAUUUGGGAGCUAAACCCAUCUUCGUCUAAUGACUUUUAA